AUGGCCAUCAGGUCUCUCGCCUUCAACGAGCUGUAUGGGAGCAUACCAAGCACUCUCACACAGCUCACAUACCUUAUCCGUUCUCUUCUCCUCCCUCAUCCAUACACCCAUGCCAAUCAACAACCCCUCACACCUCCGCCCCUUGAACUCCGCUUUUCCAAGUCUGGGCGCAUUGAGGUGACCCCCUUGCGUCCUUCUCCUGGCACCUGCCCCUCCCCUUGCAGCGACCUCUCCCACAACUACCUCACAGGACCUGCAGUGAUGCCUCCUGAUGCACGCACCCUGGAUCUCUCCACCAACUUCCUUUCGGGCCCUCUGCCCCACGGGGCAUGCCAGCCUCUCUCUUUUGAUGCCAACUGCUUCACGCUGCCUCUUGGCUGUGCCUUGGUGCCGCAACGCCAGGAGGCAGCACGCAAUGCGUUCUGUGGCGUCUCCUCUGCUGUUGGUGCUGCUGCUGCUGCUGCAUGUGGAGGGCAUGGGGUGUGCUAUCCAGAAGGGGCUAGCUUGGCCCCCACAUGUCUGUGCGACGCGGGAUUUGUGCAAUUUGGAGUGAUCAGCUGUGCUGCUCAAGACCAGAACAAGAAUUACUCAAGCAGCCAGCCGGUUCUCCCGCCAGCAUCUGUGCUCACCAAGGGGACACAGCGUGAGACGAGGGGAAACUUCACCGCUGCGCCGGUGACGCUGUUUGUGUACGAGGCAGGGCAGAAGGCGUUGGGGUGUGGGCUGGAGCUCGCCUUCCACGCCAACUUCACCUUCUCCAUUGCGCCUCGAUCUGGCCGUGUAGGCUUCAACGGCUUCGCCUUUGUCGUCUCGGCAACAGACCGGGUGGGGAGCGGCGCUGGUGUGGGGUACGGUGGAAUGGACACGCGGAGCAUGGCGGUGGAGUUUGACACUUUGCAGAACAAGGAGCAUGGCGACAUGAGCAGCCAGCAUGUAGGGCUGAACAUUCGAGGCAAGGAAAGGUCGUUAGUCUCUGUAAGGUCGCCCUUCCCUCUGAGCAACAGGAAGGCGUACACGGCGUGGGUGGACUAUGAGCCGGGGGACCCCGGCACCAUUCAGGUCUUCCUGGCUGACUCGCAGGAAAAGCCACAGCAGGCGGUGUUGGAGAGGAGGCUGGCGCUGUGUGAGGUGCUGCAGGGUGCAGCCGAGCAGCCCACCUUCUUCUUUGGCUUCGUGGCGUCCACCACUGUGAAGCCGUUUCAGCGGCACGUCAUUCUUGAAUCGACAGUGGAUACAGGUUAG
Molecule: messenger RNA, 1242 nt
Organism: Closterium sp. Naga37s-1
Lineage: Eukaryota; Viridiplantae; Streptophyta; Zygnematophyceae; Desmidiales; Closteriaceae
Source: the annotation of a GenBank genome assembly